Anopheles funestus (African malaria mosquito) is the source of this 3186-nucleotide messenger RNA. It is a transcript of the gene mre11, whose product is annotated as double-strand break repair protein MRE11. Lineage: Eukaryota; Metazoa; Arthropoda; Insecta; Diptera; Culicidae. The record is from RefSeq and is a predicted model, not a curated record. The transcript has 2 exons. Gene Ontology annotation, biological process: double-strand break repair via homologous recombination; mitotic G2 DNA damage checkpoint signaling; mitotic intra-S DNA damage checkpoint signaling. The coding region runs from base 76 to 2025 and encodes 649 amino acids. Gene Ontology annotation, molecular function: DNA endonuclease activity; 3'-5'-DNA exonuclease activity; manganese ion binding. Gene Ontology annotation, cellular component: Mre11 complex; nucleus.
AAGCAACAGUAUCAAAACACCUUUCUUGCCGGUUGUAUGAAAAUAAAUAUCAGCGAAUAAAAUUUGUGCUUCAACAUGUCCGCAUCGGGUUCGCAAACGCAAGACAUUAAUCCCGAUGAUACGAUCAAAAUUUUGGUGGCCAGUGAUAUCCACUUGGGGUUCAAUGAGAAAGAUCCUAUCCGAGGCGACGACAGCUUUAUUGCUUUUGAAGAAGUGCUGCAGCAUGCGCUAGAAAACGAUGUGGACGCAAUAUUGCUCGGUGGCGAUUUAUUCCAUGUGGCCAACCCUUCCACGAACACGCUGGAUCGUUGCUUUCGGUUGCUGAAAACGUACACAUUCGGUGACAAACCGAUCAAGUUGGAAUUUUUAAGCGAUCAGAACGAAAACUUCCUUGACUCGUUGAGCCACACAGUGAACUAUGAGGAUCCAAACAUUAACAUCGCCAUACCGGUGUUUUCAAUCCACGGUAACCAUGACGAUUCGGGCGGUGCUGGGCGCGUUAGCUCAAUGAAUCUGCUGAGCACGAUGGGAUACGUGAACUACUUUGGUAAAUGGACCGAUCUGAACAAGGUUGAUAUUCGGCCAAUAUUGGUACGCAAGGGUGAAACGAAACUCGCACUGUACGGGCUCAGUUACAUGAAUGAUGGGCGGCUCUUUCGCCUGCUGGACGAUGUGAAGUUGCAUAUGGAGAAACCGGAUGAGCCCGGAUUUUUCAACGUGCUGGUACUGCAUCAGAAUCGAGUAGAGCGUGGACCAAAAAACUAUCUGCCGGAGAGCUCGUUGCCAGAGUUUCUUGAUUUGAUUAUAUGGGGUCAUGAACACGAUUGCCGUAUCGAGCCGGAGGAAAACUCGUCGAAGAAGUUUUACGUUAGUCAACCGGGCUCAACGGUGGCAACGUCCCUGUCGGAGGGUGAAGCAAUACCGAAAUGUUGCGGACUGCUCAGCAUUCACAAGGGAUUGUUCCGGAUGGAUCCGAUACCGCUUAAAUCGGUACGACCGUUCGUGUUCGAAUCGGUCAAUUUAGCCACUGUGCACGAAGAGCUCGCACUGGGCGAAGGUGACGUACAUGUAAAGGUGCAUGACUUUGCCGUUGAACGUAUUGAAGCUAUGAUCGAGAAAGCCAAAACGAUGCGCACCGGUUACCCACGGCAACCGAAGCUGCCGCUAAUACGUCUCCGACUGGGACUAACGGAAAUCGAGCAACAGUUCAAUGCAAUUCGGCUCGGGUUUCGCUAUCACGGUCGGGUGGCCAAUCCGCUGGAUAUGGUAAUAUUCAAGAAGAAGCCCAAAAGUAAGGUAAAGGAUGAACUGGACAAUGCGCUUGACUCGGCCGCACUGCAGGAAGCGUACCGGAACAGAGAAAAGCGUGACCAGCGGGCGGAAGAUAUCGUCAUUCGCUAUUUUCGCGAUGCGGGAGCAGAGAGCCAGCUAGAUGUGCUUAACCCGCAAAUCAUGGGCGAACUGUGCCGCCGGAUGAUCAAUUACGAGGAUGACGAUGCGGCAGAUAAGAUUGUAACAUUCUGCAAAGAUAAAGCGUACAGCCAUAUGACCUCACAGGACUGCUUUAGCCUGGAUAGCAUUUCUGAGGCUUUGGCAACGUUUCCAACGGCUCAUCCGAAUCUGCACGAAGAGGUGCUUAGCAUGCUGGAUGCACGAUCGAACCGACAGGAUCCUGCCGAUCCGUUACAACGUUUUCGGGAUCUCGAUGACGAUGGCGUGUCGGCGAAGAAUGAUGAAUCGGUUAAAGUGGGCAAUAUUGCGGCACCCGGGACAUCGGCACGUGGUGGACGAGGAUCGCGAGGUGGACGUGGUUCACGCGGUGGACGAGGAUCCCGUGCUGGGAGUAAAGCUGCAGCUACUAGUGACAGCGCCAGCCGGUCCCAAUCGCAAACUUCGAUUAGUGCCAUGUUUAGCCAACAAUCUUCCAACAGCAACAGUAUAGGUAGUGUGGCCUUAAGGACAUCAUCUAGGAAAACGACAACACAGAAGGCACGUCAAAUGGAUUUCGAUUCCGAUGACGAUUGAAUGAUGUAUUACGGAACUAAGAGGAAACAUGCUUGAAAACUGGACAUUCUGCCAUUCAUUCCCUUAAGUUUAGAGUUUGUUUUGUUGUUUUUGAUUCUACGCUACAAAUUUCCAUCUAAUAUGGUAAUUUUAAUCAUUUCAUAUGUUAACUUUAGGUUAUUUUCUUUCCAACAACGAAUUAACGGGUAACGAAUUGAAUUCGUAUCCUGAGAUAUUCGUCGCUCUUAGGUCCAAACAGCCUUUGUCGCUUGUUUAAUCCUUGAUGUGGCGGAUGUUCUCCUUCCUACUGAUUUGCUGAGAAAUCUUGUUUACUACUAUUUCCUGUCCAAUUAUUUGUAUCUCAGUUUAAACGCGUUUCUCCUCUGUAUUCUUUAGUCUAGGGUACGCUUUAGGCUUAGAUUUAACGUACAUUUAAGUACACAUUGUAUAGUUGUUGAGGCAAAUGAUGAAUAAACGUAAGAAGAAGAGAAGUAACGAUUAUGAUACAGAUUAUAAAGCAGAUAGAGAAUUAGCUUAAAUGGUUUUACACUGCCAUGAGCUUCAAUUCCCGCUAUUUCGAUUACUCCUUUCAUUACAGUAAAGUAAUCACUUCAUACCAAUGAUGUCACCAUUGAGUGACUCCCUCUGUGGCCGAUCCAUAACCUCAACCAAUGGGUGUAAAUUUUCGUGGUACGUGUGGUGCACGCUAUACCUCCCAAAGGAAGGUGUCUGCAAAGCGCGUGUGUACCAACACCGAUUGGGGAUGUCCAUGCGAAUCUUUUAUAAACGCUUGUAACGUCCAUAACCAUAAUCGUAACGAUAAAUGGGCUGUGUAUGCCUAUCGGAAAACGUCUGCAUAUUUUUUUUCUCAUUCUAAAGUGCACACGCAUAGAGUGGCCUCCAAUUGACGGGAGUUAAAAACGGGAACGAGAACUUGAUGAUUAUGAUUACCACUAAUAUGAAUAUGAAUCGAAUGGAAGGAUAAUCCACGUUAUAUACACUGUCACGUGUUCCCGUUCCACAGACUCGAAACACUAACGGGGCCGAUGUGUCACAUUCUUUACGCUGCAGUGGAUGCGAGCGGAUGAAGAUACUUUAAACAAAUGGCCAAAUUUGCACUUCAUAAAAUCGAAUGAAGGUGUACAAUGGGGAGGAGAAAAGCAGUUCCUCAAACUCAAUAGA